ACAGCUGCAGCAAUGGCUGAGGCAAUGAAGCUGCAGAAGAUGAAACUUAUGGCUAUGAACACUCUUCAGGGAAAUGGAAGCCAAAAUGGGACUGAAUCAGAGCCUGAUGAACUUAAUUCUAACACAGGUGGAAGUGAAUCCUCUUGGGAUAAGGAUAAGAUGCAGUCUCCUCUUACUGCUCCUGGACCCCAACCUGGAAUUGCUCAUGCAGCCCUGGCUAGUCAGCCUGGCCUUGGGGGUGGCCCUACUCUCAAUCCACUGCAGCAGAACCACCUGCUAACCAAUAGACUGGAUCUGCCAUUUAUGAUGAUGCCUCAUCCCCUAAUUCCAGUCAGUUUACCUCCUGCUUCAGUUGCCAUGGCAAUGAAUCAGAUGAACCAUCUCAAUACUAUUGCCAAUAUGGCUGCUGCAGCCCAGAUUCACAGUCCACUCUCCAGAGCUGGUGCCUCUGUUAUAAAGGUAAGAAUCAUGAUUUAG
Messenger RNA from Galeopterus variegatus (Sunda flying lemur), 477 nucleotides. Its product is annotated as dachshund homolog 2-like. The record is from RefSeq and is a predicted model, not a curated record. The transcript has 3 exons. The coding region runs from base 13 to 477 and encodes 154 amino acids. Lineage: Eukaryota; Metazoa; Chordata; Mammalia; Dermoptera; Cynocephalidae.